UAGCACCCAUCAACAUACCUGAUACAGCAGCCACCAACGUAAUAUCUGAAACAGAACCUAUCAGCAUGACUGUCUCAACAGAGAGGUCCGAGGAGCGAGGCACGGGAGGUCUAGAUCCCUAUGCACCUAACCAUAGCUUGUCAGAUGUAAAGUCCCUCUAUGACGCAUGUAAAUCUGGAGACACAGAGAAAAUUUUCAAACUUCAUGCAAAAUGUCCAGAGUUGUUAUCACAGAACAGUAACCAGUACCUUCUUGGCAUUGUUGAAUCUGGAAACAUAGAUUGCUAUAUCGCUAUAGAAUCUUUGUUGCUUAAAGGAAAAGGAGAAGAGGAGCGUCAACAAUACAUUGGAAGCAUUAGAGAUACGGAUAACGAAUCCGUGCUCCACAAAGCCUGUCGUUCUGGAAGUAAAGACAUGUAUGCAUACAUCUCUACAACAUAUCCUAAUCUAGUUGCAGACAAGAACUAUCUCCUGGAAAUAGCACGUAGCAAGUCUGACCUUUAUGACAUAAUUGAGAAGGAGUAUGAGAUUAACAAAAAAUAGCCGUUGAAUGACUAAUGAAAACAAAACAUUUCAACAUCAGAGUAUAUAUCCCGGGAAUCUUUUUUAACAUUAUCAUGACGUUAAAGUAAUGUUACACUUGACGUUUUGAUAACCUUUUUCAUUGUUGUAUUUUGUAAUGUUUAAUUUGUGUUUUAAAUAUAUAGACGUUAUUCAGUAGAGUGUGCAUCAAUUUCACGUUUUUCAACAUUACAUUUGGUUUUAACUCUAGUUGGCUCCCUAGUGGAGUUCCUCAUGAGCACUCGCACUCUUAAUCUUAGUCACAUUUUGUUCCUUUGUAACAAGGGUCCUUCAUCAUAGAUAUUGGGAUAAAUGAAAAUAGAGUAAUGGCGUCCAUGGCAUUAUUUCUCAAACACAGCUAGCUGUUUAGUCUCUAUGAACAGGCCCACAAUUUGGUACUCUCCAGGAAAUUGCAGUCAAACAAAGCCUCUUGUUAUGAUGCAAACUUCAUUUAUAGGCUAUCAAACGUUUUUUUCUAUAGUAUAUCCUUCUUGACUCCAAAGCUGUAGUUUAUAAUGACUAAAAAGUAUGGAGAAUUUUAUUUUUUCCCCGGAUGUUUCGCGCUCAAUCAGAAAACAACCUCAUCUGCAAAUUAAAUUCAUCAAUGUUCUAAUAUAACUCCGUGAUGCAAUUAACAGAGGACAAUCUCCAUUGUUGUUGCAUUAUAUAAAGUGAUACCUUACAUAUUCAACAUACUAGUGUUCUAACUGAUAACUUUAGAACUUAUAAGAGUUCCCAGACAACACUAAUACACAGUAACAACUGUAAAUUGUACAUUUUAUCAUACAUUGUAUCUUGACCAUAUGUAAGAUGAGCUUUAUGCUCAAUAUGUUAUCAAGAA
Messenger RNA from Mizuhopecten yessoensis (Yesso scallop), 1401 nucleotides. RefSeq lists its product as uncharacterized. The record is from RefSeq and is a predicted model, not a curated record. The transcript is spliced from 5 exons. NCBI's taxonomy places the organism in Eukaryota, Metazoa, Mollusca, Bivalvia, Pectinida, Pectinidae. Bases 66 to 542 code for a protein of 158 amino acids.